Arthroderma uncinatum is the source of this 1089-nucleotide messenger RNA. RefSeq names its product TAM domain methyltransferase. The transcript has 9 exons. The coding region runs from base 1 to 1089 and encodes 362 amino acids. The record is from RefSeq and is a predicted model, not a curated record. Gene Ontology annotation, molecular function: methyltransferase activity. Lineage: Eukaryota; Fungi; Ascomycota; Eurotiomycetes; Onygenales; Arthrodermataceae.
AUGGCACAGGAGGACAAUAACCAGCAAAUAGAAGUAGACGAGGCCACAGACAUGGACGAUGAAGCCUACGGUGACAACGAUGAGUAUAUCUCACCACCAGCACCAGCACCAGCCCAGCUCAGCUCAGCCCAGCCCCGAAAUAACCACGCUCUCUACCUCGCUGUCGUCCAGCAUCCUGGCUUAUCGGAUGGAGAAUGGAAGAAGAUAGAGAAUGACCGCCUAGGUACUUUAUUCGCGACCCUGAACAUCGAUCCCUCAUAUUCGACUUCGACUGCCGCUAAUAUAUAUGAUGCCCUAGAUAUGCAGCAUGCAGUCUUUCUUCGGUCGUUAGACGGCAAACUUUGCUUAUCUCCGAUUAGUGACGAUAUCCAAAAUGCGAUCGAUAUCGGCACUGGCACUGGCCUUUGGGCGCUUGAUUUUGCAGCAGCUCAUCCUCUUUUCCACCAGGUCAUCGGUACCGACUUAUCGCCAAUCCAACCGAGUCUUGUCCCUCCGAAUCUCAGCUUCUUGAUUGACGACGCCGAAGCAGAAUGGCAAUAUCAUCAGAAAUUCGAUCUGAUUCACUCCAGGAUGCUGACCGGUUCUCUCAAAGACUGGGACCGUUUCUAUAGCCAAUGCUACGAAAACCUCGCUCCGGGUGGCUACGUGGAGAUGCAAGACAUCUGUCUCCCCCUAAGGUCCGAUGAUGGCACGCUGACGUCUGACCACGCGCUCGAUAAAUGGUCCAUGUUGAUGCUGGAGGCAUGCGUGAAGCUCGAGCGCCCCCUAGAUGUCGCGAAAAGCCAUAAAAAACGCAUGGAAGCAGCUGGUUUCGUGGACGUCGUCGAAGUGGUAUAUAAAUGGCCUCAGAACUCGUGGGCGAAGGAUCCCAAGCUAAAGGAGAUCGGGAACUGGACGAUGAUUAAUAUGUUAGAGGGCCUGCAGGCGUUGACCGUAGGGCCGUUUACGAGAGGGUUGGGGUGGUCGAUAGAAGAGGUUGAGACGUUCUUGGUGGACGUACGGGCAAACGUGAAGGAUAGGAAAAUGCAUGUUUAUUGGCCGAUGUACUUUGUAUAUGGCAGGAAGCCAGAAAAAAGCCAGAAGAAGUAA